This is a messenger RNA of Neoarthrinium moseri, 2043 nucleotides long. RefSeq lists its product as uncharacterized. The record is from RefSeq and is a predicted model, not a curated record. Bases 1 to 2043 code for a protein of 680 amino acids. Lineage: Eukaryota; Fungi; Ascomycota; Sordariomycetes; Amphisphaeriales; Apiosporaceae. The transcript has 6 exons.
AUGCCGCACGCGAACCAGCCGCAUUCCGACCUCGACUAUGUCAGUGUUCGGCUCCGGUUGGUGGGGACCCGGGUCGUGGAACCGGAGAAGACGCCCCAGAGUUUUGAAGGCUCUCGGGACGACGAACAAGCGCUGUUACACAAGCGGCCAGUGUAUGAGGUCCCACAUUUCUGCAAGGUCCAUGAAAUUACAACCGAGAAAUCAUUAAUGUCUUUUAUUGGUUACAUGAUUCUCCUAUGGACCACAUGGCUCAUCACAACCAUCUACGAUGUUCGCUUUACCGCCGACAGUGUCCUUGAGCGAUGUUGUAAGGCAAUCCAUUUGGGAGUCAUGGUUGGGUUUGCCGAAAUUGGCACAGCUUUCCAACCCGAGGCCCAGAUCAAGUCUGUUUUUCAGGCAAUGUCAUUAUUUCUCAUGUUCUCUCGACUCGCCUUGGCUCUACAGUAUGGACUGGUGGCAUGGCAGAUUCGGAAAUACGUCGUGGGUCGUCGACCAAUGCUCCUCACAGCCGUCAUCCACUUCAUCGCUGCCAUGGUCUACCUGGGUGUUUCUUUUAGAUACUCAGCAGGGAAGAGCAGCCGUGUCUACACGGUAUGGUACGCAGUGGGGCUCACAGAAAUGGCUUUACAUCUGGGAUUUUCUCAGUUGAGCGAAGUCCUGACUUUUAUUGGUACACAUUUGGGAGAGCGACUCAAUCUUCUUAGCUUAAUCGUGCUUGGAGAAGGUGCAAUUAUUCUUGCGAAAAACGUCACACUCGUAGUCAAAGACACGUAUCUUAAGGAUACUAACCUGACAAUCUGGAGCCCAUCUCUCAUCGGCAUUGUGACUGCAUCAGCGGCGUUGAUAUAUAUCAUAUUCCAGCUAUAUUUUGACUGGAUGCAUGAAGAACAUUCGAUGUCGGUACGUCAUCAGGUCUGGUGGGCAGCUCUGCAUCUGCCCUUCCAUAUCUCACUUGUUCUCUUGCUCGAGGGGGCAAAUCAAUUUGUGAUAUGGGCGCGUGUCUUGGAGCAGGUUGAUGCCGCUAUCAAAAAACUGGUCUCGGUAACAGACAAGUUACCAGAUAACCCGGCACCUCCAGAAGUCUCCGAGGCACUAGGCGAUGUCGUGAAGCCUUUCAUCACAAAGUAUCAACCUGCAGACGUCCUCGAAACCUGGCAAGGCUUGAACGAAACCCUUUCCAAUAUUUCUGAACUUCCAAACUACUUGUGGUCAUCGAACUCCACAUACACAGAUGAUGAUCCCAACUACAUUCACUUCACAAACGACUUACUCGAGCUACUCUAUACUAUGGUCAACUCAAUUUACAACGCCUUCGGUAUUGAGGCCGAAUCGCAAGCUGAAGCUGCAGAACAUGGGGAACAUGCAGCCUACGUGCAAGCUCAGGCAACGCAAGCAAUUGGUCAAAGAUUUCAGCUUGUGUUUAUCUACGCCUUUGCAUGUGCAGGCAUUGUGCUACUCUUUUUGAUCGUCAUGCACAGCAUCUCCAAACGGAAAGGGUGGACGCCGUUCAACAUUGUGCGAACCGCGGUUUGUCUUGCUCUGGCUUUGGGCUUGUCCUUAACACCAACAAUUUCUCUCAAUGAGGCCUAUGUGGGAACUUUCAUGGACAGCCCCUGGAUGCUGCCAACAAUAACACUCUGCUACUUUGUUGUUCUUAUCCUGUCACAUGUGCCGCAUCCUCCUACGUUCGGCUUGGGGAAAUUCAAGAGGGGGACAUACAGUGAGGUCGAGAAGGCCAAGGGCCUUAGAGAAAGCCACCAGCUUACUCCCAUACCGCACGACCUACAUGAACGAAGACAAAGUCAGCUCGAUACAGAUUUUGAGAACAUACAAACAGGAUAUGCACCAGGGGGUGUCCACGGACAGGAAGCUCUGAUACACGACGAAUUUAACAGAAGGGGCAGCAGUUACGACAACAGAGCGAGUUACGUGUCAGCUGGAUCGGUGAGUGUUGGAGAUGGCUUUGACGAUGUGGUCGACUAUGAGCAGAUGCACGAUGGCCAUCGUUCAAAUAGCCCGAAUGAGUGGAGCAGAAGACACUAG